Messenger RNA from Asparagus officinalis (garden asparagus), 1095 nucleotides. Its product is annotated as peptidyl-prolyl cis-trans isomerase CYP57-like. Bases 159 to 590 code for a protein of 143 amino acids. Lineage: Eukaryota; Viridiplantae; Streptophyta; Magnoliopsida; Asparagales; Asparagaceae. The transcript is spliced from 5 exons. The record is from RefSeq and is a predicted model, not a curated record.
AGUUUUUUUUUUCCUUCUCUCCAGCUAAUUCUUUUUUAUCUAAGUAAUACUUCAUUUUCUUUGCAGAUAAAGCUAAUCGAAAAGAUCAGAGAUUACCAUCGCCUAGGAGCAAUGAUGAGGAUACUAAGUACAAAGCAUCCAAGGUUGAAAAGCUCUCUAUGAAGAAAAAGGGCAUGGGCUCAGAAGGUAGGGCUGAACAUAUGGCUAAGGCAGACACUGACCUGCAGCUACUGAGUAAGGCUGACAAAGAGAGGCAGCUACAUAAACUGAAGAAGCGCCGGCUUCAUGGUCGUGAAGAAGACACAUUAGCAAGGCUGGAAAAAUUCAAAAACUCUAUCUCAAAGAAGAUCGAUGUGUCCGCUAGUAGUAAUUCUAAGGGAAAUGAUGAAGACGAUGAGUCAGGAUGGAUAUCCAAUCGCUUGACGUUUGUUCGCGAUCAUUCUGGAAAGGAUGACAUGACUAGGAGGGAUGAUCCAAAUGAAUAUGUAGUACUCGACCCUCUUUUGGAGAAAGGUAAAGAAAAAUUCAAUAAGAUGCAAGCCAAGCUUAAGCGGCGAGACCGGGAAUGGGCUGGGAGAUCCUUGACUUGACUGUUUAACCUGAGAAGGCUUCAUAUAAUGUCUUCACCCUUGAGGGCUCUGUAUCUGCUGGGCCAAUUUCAUCAGGCAGUGCUCGACUCCCAUGUAUUGUCAUGAAAUACAACUAACAGGAAUCCCGAUCCUCUCGGUUUAAAGAAUUAUUCUUUAAAAUUUGUACAUGCGAAGAUAAACAGAGCCCUUUUUACCUAGACAACGUGCAUGCUGUACGAGUGGAGCACAAAUUUUAUCUGAACACCAGCGUACAAGAGGUGGUAUUAGAAAUCCACGGGAGGAUGGAGGGAGAGCAUAGAAAAUUUUAACGGUUGACUUUUUAUGAUUCAGAAGACCCUACUCCUAGAACAGGGAGCGAGCUAACUUGAACAAUGUCAGGACGGUUAAAUUUUCAGCUUUUUUUUUUUCUUUUUCGGUUUAUUGUAUCUGACUAUGAGGUGUCUAUAGCAUAUGCCUUUUCCCCCAUCAAGGUAGAGGAGGUCAUCGACGGAUUUCUGAUUUCAAA